Striga asiatica is the source of this 334-nucleotide messenger RNA. NCBI's taxonomy places the organism in Eukaryota, Viridiplantae, Streptophyta, Magnoliopsida, Lamiales, Orobanchaceae. The record is from the annotation of a GenBank genome assembly.
AGCCAAUGAUUACAUGGUUCGGCUCCCGAUUGCUUGGUCGGAAAGUUUGAGAAGUUUCAACUUCUCGAAGGUCGUGUUUAGGGCAUUGCAAACUUUAAGGUCGUGCCCAACCAAAAUAUGUACAAAUCAACCGCAUCAAGUCACAAGUUUGUUUUCUAUGAAGAGACCCAAAUGUACGAGAUUGUGGAUGAAAACUUCCCAAGGUUUAUGUUCUGCUUCAAGAAUUUUAGCGAGCUAUCCGACCCACAAACCAUUGAUUCCACCGAACUUUUUGUGGCUGCUAAUUAACUUGCACGCAAUGGGAAGGAACGUAGACAGCUAUGGGAAGGAUACA